AUGUCAAAAAAUUUCGCAAUAGAUAAGAAAAUAUUCCUGUUAACAGAAGGGCAAAUACACAUAACCAAUGGAAAUCACAUUAACUUAGUAAACUGUGAAGCAUCUGGUUCAUCAGCAAUGGCUGCUAUCGUUAAUCGAGUUACCGCUCUUGUUCCUAAACUCGCUCUUCCUGUAGCGCGUUAUGGUCAAUCAAAACUCUCUCGAUUCUGGUACUUUGCACGUGUUGAACUUCGACCACCAAUGCCUGGCGAAUUCGACCAAGUUCAACGAGGAAUACAACAAAUUGUUAAAUCUGCUUCAACCGGUGCCUGGCGUAAUCUAACUGUAAAGCAAUUCGGACUGAACACUCUCGUCGGUCUGGAAGUUAUGUUUUGGUUUUACAUAGGAGAAUGCAUCGGCCGUGGUAGCAUCAUUGGCUAUCGGCCUGGACGCAGUGAAGGCAUCCCAGCUCCUUAUAAAUAUUUCAUAUGUAAAAUGACUGAUGAAAUGAAUGAGACAUUUAUGAUUCGUGCAUCAACGCCGGAAAAAGCGAACGAUGACAACGAAACGACGACGGAAAAAAUUCAGACGAAAUUAACUCAAGUUCAGCUGAAAACGACAUUGAGCGAUGGACUCAAUUCACAUGUUACAACGCAACGGCAUCAAGCAUCAUCCAUAGAGCUGAUUAGUUUACCGAAAGCCCGUGAGAGUAUUGUGUUUCCAAAUGUAAUUGAUCUAAAUGUUGGCGGUUGCCGUUAUACGACUAGCCUGUCAACACUACGUAAAUAUGAAGAUUCAAUGUUAGCUGUUAUGUUCAGUGGACGAUACGAUCUGACCAAAGAUAAAGAUGGAAAUAUUUUUAUAGAUCGCGAUGGAACGUAUUUUGGACAUAUUUUGAAUUACUUGCGUUGUGAUCAAAUGCCUCCAGAAUCUGUCGCAUUACAUGUUCUCCGUGAAGGUGAACUGUUCUGUAUUCAUUCGUUAAUCGCUAAAUUAGAAGGUUCCAGUCCGUAUGUUAUCUCCUUACGUCGUCGAGAAUCAUUUCGUCGAUUGAUACCCGACUAUGAACAUAUGAAAAUCGAUAUUAUCAAUCGUUCCGGUGAAAAACGUUCUUCAUUCCACGAAUCACGAGUCGUCAUUACUCAAUUGGAUCAUCCAAAGUUGAAAGGAACCAUUCCCUGUUAUAAUUGUAGUCGCGAAUUUGUUACGGUUAAUCAUGCUUGCGCAUUCGAAGGAUUAACAGCUGAUUUAGAAAUUCAACAACAACUGAAACCGACACAAUCAGAUAUUCAUAUCGACAUGGACAAACUUAUUGCUUUUGUUGUUGAUGAGUUAGUUCACGAUGGUUUCAAAGCCUCAGUUGAACGUGUCACAUGUCGAUUCAGCGUUCGCUGUCAAAGUUGUACACUUAGCGGUUUAUAUACCGCUGGCGGAAUUCUUGCUCCGCGCGAAUGUCAAAACGUAGCCCAUGUCAUUAAAUUCAUCUGGUCAUAG
Molecule: messenger RNA, 1473 nt
Organism: Adineta ricciae
Lineage: Eukaryota; Metazoa; Rotifera; Eurotatoria; Adinetida; Adinetidae
Source: the annotation of a GenBank genome assembly